Thermothielavioides terrestris NRRL 8126 is the source of this 730-nucleotide messenger RNA. RefSeq lists its product as uncharacterized. The coding region runs from base 384 to 623 and encodes 79 amino acids. The transcript has a single exon. The record is from RefSeq and is a predicted model, not a curated record. NCBI's taxonomy places the organism in Eukaryota, Fungi, Ascomycota, Sordariomycetes, Sordariales, Chaetomiaceae.
GAAGCGAGCUAACGGCAGCAACCAACAACACGAUGCUUGUGAAAGUGAAGAAAAUCACCAGAUGGGAUUGGCAAGAGUCGGGGGGUUUGUGUGAGUGUCUUCCAACUAACAAUGCCAGGUCUAUCCUAUUCCAAAGAGAUGAUGCAUGGAUACGGGCGAAAAAAGCAAACCCCUACACCGGGUGCCUGUUACGCCCGUGAUGUCCCUCGCUGUCCCAUGUCCCAGUCACAAGGUGAGAUGCAAAAGCCAACCGCUGUGCCAAGCAAUCGGGUAUACCGCAGUAUGUAUGGCCCGUGUACCAGAAAGAAAAAUCAAGACAAAACGCCCUGCCUGCUGCCCUCCACGCCCAAGCCGCUCCGACCGAUUCACCGUUCUCCUCCGAGAUGCGGCCCAAGGUGCAACCCGCCGUGCGCCGCCGCGAACGUCUAUGCUUCCGCCUCCGUUUCCUGGGCGCCGUCGCCCGACGGAGCGCGCCGGCAGGCGGGCUAGGGCGAGCCGCCGGGGGCGGGAGAGCAGAUGAUACGCCGCCGCCCGAGUCAGCCAGGGCAGAGGCAGGCGGGGCCGGCGCGGCCACCGGCGAGACGGCGUUCGGUUUCCCGGCAGCCAUCUCAGGACCCGGGUAAGGCUCCGCCUCGAGGCUGUCGUGCCGCAGUCCAAAGGCCAGCUCGAGAUCGGGCAAGAACAACGAGUUCGCACGGUGUACGAAGCGGCCGUGAUCGUCGGUACCGAC